AUGAGCAGAAUUGUGCUUGUCUGCCUCGUGGGCAGUACCACCGCCUUUUUCAUCCUCAUCGAUCUUAUCAUCUCCAUUGCCUUAUAUCAACUACAUGACCUCACAUCGGAUGACCUUAUUCCCAUCAAGUGGACCGGAAUCGGCCUCACGGCGCUCAAUCUCAUACUCGUAGGGCUUCUCUCCUACCGACUCUUCCUAGAGAGCGAGACACGAGUCACCGAAUGGCGCCUGGGGAAAGUCCGCGCCCGAGCCCUCUUCAGCAUCCUCAUUUUCAUCAACAUCGGCACCGUUAGCGGCGAAACAAUAUGGAGUCUGAGUGCCCAUCGUCCAGAGACAAGCAGAUCCGACCCGCGCUUCACCCUGACCAUCGCCCACGGCGUCGUCUGGGCCAUCGCAGCAUACUGCCAGGGCUUCCUCUGCGCCCUUUCCUUUGUCUUGUCGAAUAUCCUCGACAACCACUCCCACCGGGUCUCCAAGCUAUCCAUCGAUACAAGCCGAACAGCAGACGCCGCUCUCUCGACAAUCAAUUUCAUCUCCCCUUCCCCGAGCCCACAAUGGAAAGGCUCAUCGUUCUCCAGAACGUCGUCCCUCUUUGAUCCCCUGCCCUCCCCGCAGAGCGAAAUGAGCGUGCACACCAGCAUCUUGAGAACUACAUCCCCUGCCCCGGACUACAGGUCCCUGAGGGAAAUGGAACCGCUCUACUUCCAUCCGCCCAGCAGCCGCACCGGAUCCCUCCGCUCAAACCCCUCCAUCGACACGGUCGUCCGCCGCCCAACACUCUCCGACGGCAAGACUCAUGCCAAUACCACAGACCCCUUCUCCGCCUCCCGCGAGUCCCUCCUCGACAACAACAUCCACCCGCUCUUCCGACCGAGUAGCCCGCAUCUCCCGCCGACGCCGAACCAGGCGACUUCGAUCAUCGCGCCCCUGGGGUCUGCGUCGGACUAUUUUGGGGACCGGGCGGGCGCGGACCCGAACGUCUCGCCGGAGAUUCCGCAGCCCAGGCUGCCGGGGUAUGUGCUCAAUGCGACGGCUCGGAAUAGUUUGCUGCGGUAUGAGAGUUCAACGGCGGGUUGA
This is a messenger RNA of Aspergillus clavatus NRRL 1, 1077 nucleotides long. RefSeq lists its product as uncharacterized. The transcript has a single exon. The record is from RefSeq and is a predicted model, not a curated record. The coding region runs from base 1 to 1077 and encodes 358 amino acids. Lineage: Eukaryota; Fungi; Ascomycota; Eurotiomycetes; Eurotiales; Aspergillaceae.